This is a messenger RNA of Mesocricetus auratus (golden hamster), 2122 nucleotides long. RefSeq names its product tRNA isopentenyltransferase 1 (gene Trit1). The record is from RefSeq and is a predicted model, not a curated record. Bases 172 to 1458 code for a protein of 428 amino acids. Gene Ontology annotation, cellular component: mitochondrion. The transcript has 12 exons. Gene Ontology annotation, molecular function: tRNA dimethylallyltransferase activity; ATP binding. Gene Ontology annotation, biological process: tRNA modification. NCBI's taxonomy places the organism in Eukaryota, Metazoa, Chordata, Mammalia, Rodentia, Cricetidae.
CUGGAUUCCGGGGCUUGCAGAGAACACUGCCACUUGUAGUGAUUCUCGGGGCCACUGGCACUGGCAAGUCCAGCCUGGCUCUGCAGCUAGGCCAGCGGCUCGGCGGCGAGAUCGUCAGCGCCGACUCCAUGCAGGCACUCUAAUAUCCUGUCGUAGGAUGUAUGCUCCAUUAUGUGUUCCCACUCAUCUGUUCAUGGGAUUUGGAGUCACUUCCACUUUCUGGCUUUUGUCUAUGAAGGGCUAGACAUCAUCACCAAUAAAGUCUCUGCCCAGGAGCGGAAGGUGUGCCAGCACCACAUGAUCGGCUUUGUGGACCCCCUUGUGACCAGCUACACUGUGGUGGACUUUAAGAGCAGAGCAACUGCCCUAAUUGAAGAUAUUUUUGCUCGAGACAAAAUUCCUAUUGUCGUGGGAGGAACCAAUUAUUACAUUGAGUCUCUGCUCUGGAAAGUUCUUGUGAAUACCAAGCCCCAGGAGAUGGGCACUGAGAAAGUGGUUGACCGGAAAGCAGAGCUUGAGAAGGAGGAUGGCCAGGAACUCCAUAAACGACUAAGCCAGGUGGACCCAGAAAUGGCUGCCAAGCUACACCCACAUGACAAACGCAAAGUGGCCAGGAGCUUGCAGGUAUUUGAAGAAACAGGAAUCUCUCACAGUGAAUUUCUUCAUCGUCAACAUGCAGAAGAAGGUGGUGGUCCACUCGGAGGCCCUCUCAAGUUUCCUAACCCAUGCAUCCUCUGGCUUCAUGCUGACCAGAAAGUUCUAGACGAGCGCUUGGAUAAGAGAGUGGAUGACAUGCUUGCUGCCGGACUCCUGGAAGAGCUGAGAGACUUUCACAGGCGCUAUAAUCUUAAGACUGUUUCAGAAAAUAGCCAGGACUAUCAACAUGGUAUCUUCCAGUCAAUUGGCUUCAAGGAAUUUCACGAGUACCUGAUCACUGAGGGAAAAUGCACACCAGAGACUAGUAACCAGCUUCUAAAGAAAGGCAUUGAGGCUCUGAAACAAGUAACUAAGAGGUACGCCCGGAAGCAAAACCGAUGGGUUAAAAACCGCUUUUUGAGCAGACCUGGUCCCAGUGUCCCCCCAGUAUAUGGCUUGGAAGUAUCUGAUGUUUCAAAGUGGGAGGAGUCUGUUCUGGAACCUGCUCUCAAUAUAGUACAAAGUUUCAUCCAGGGUCACAAGCCUACAGCCACUCCAAUGAAGAUGCCGUAUAAUGAAACUGAGAACAAGAGAAGUUACCACAUGUGUGACCUUUGUGACCGGAUCAUUAUUGGGGACCGGGAGUGGGCAGCACAUAUAAAAUCCAAAUCUCACUUGCACCAACUGAAGAAAAGAAGAAAGUUGGACUCAGAUGUUGUCCCUGCUCUAGGAAGCCAAAGUAGUUCCCCAGACUGUGACCCGGAACUUAAGGAGGGGAAGUCCCCAGGGCAGCAAGAUCAAGAGCUGAAGGCCAGGGUUUAAGAGACGUGCCUAGUGGCCUUUGCAGAGAUGUGGAGAGAAAGUCCAGGAGGGGAGGGGAGUGUUGGUCUUCCACGCCCUACUGGGCUGAGGAAGGCUUGGCAGAGACCCUCCCCCCAUCUUCUUUAUUCUGUGGUGUGGUCUGCAGUGGAGACAGCAGGCCUUUCAGCUCCUGUGUGGUUGUUGUGUCUGGUAAUGAUGCAGUCCAGGGUGGGAGUUUUGUUUUGUUUUUUUCUUCUUUUCUUUCUUUGAACCUUAAAGGUUUUAUUUAGAAAGAGGCACAGCUUGCACAUUUGCUACUUGAGGAUCUUUUUUCGUGGUGAAUACCAAGAUUCAGUGCAUCCUUUAAAAGAGUUCUUGUCCCUGGUUCUGGCUAAAAAUAUCUCACUUCCAGAUGCUUUUGUAAAUGACUGAAGUAUUAUAAGGCACAGUCAGGAGUUCUGGAUGUGAGAGAACGGCAGGAAGGAGCAGCCCAGAGGGAUGGUUAGGCGAGCUCCACAGAAGAGGGAGGGUCAGGCUGACGUGGUUGUGACCUGGGUCUUGAAGACUAGAGAAAGAAUCUUGAGUCUGCUUCUGUGCAUAAUGGCUGCCACUGCUGUCUAUCUAGGGCAGAAAUUAUACAUUCUUUUGAAAUGUAAAUAAAAAGGUUUGUAAGCCCUCUAGUUUA